AUGAACCCCGUCAUCUACGCGUGCUCCAGUAAGGAAUUCAAGCGAGCCUUCAAGAGGAUUUUACAGUGCCAACUCCGAAGGCGACCGCGCUCGUUCCUGCAAGAGACAUGCGCGGCGUCUUCCGUGGCCGAGCUGCAUACGACGCCUACCACGCGUCAUAUCGUUCGAAGCUUCUCGAGAAAGUUCAGGAAGCAGCAAAUGACGCUCCGGAAGAAAGCCGAGAACUCACUCAAGAGAAGCGGCUCUCUGCGCGGGAAGACCCUCUUCCGUCAGCGCCUGACGGAAGAAUCACCGCUAAAGGACGACCUUUGCCCUGAGUCGCCAAUCCCUUCCCUUCGACUGUUUCACAAGAAGCGGAAAGAAAUGAGUGAACUCAGCCUCCGCCAGGCGGCAGUGGCGGCCACGGUGGCGGCUUCAGAAGGGGAGGACGACGUAGAGGAGGAGGAAGAAGAAGAGGAAGAAGAGGAGGAACGUGCCUAUCAGCACAGCGAUUAUAUUUCGUCAGAGGACGAAAAGUCAGAUAAUCUUGACGAGGUGCUGACGGACUUGACGGAAAGCGUGCACGCGAGCAAGCUCUACAACAACGGAAGUCGCUUCUCGGACAACGAGGAGUAUAUCAACGCCGUUCUGUCAAAACGGCGCGAACAGUUGGCCAGACCCUUCCGCUUGGAAAACACUUUUGUCGUGCCGAAAAUCGUCAUCCAAUGGGACUCGGAUUCUGACGGCAGCAAAAUAGAAGACCUUCGAAGUACGGCCUACUCGACGAAAAAUGUGACUGGCAGGACAGAAGUAUAG
Acanthosepion pharaonis is the source of this 795-nucleotide messenger RNA. The record is from the annotation of a GenBank genome assembly. NCBI's taxonomy places the organism in Eukaryota, Metazoa, Mollusca, Cephalopoda, Sepiida, Sepiidae.